Schistosoma curassoni is the source of this 243-nucleotide messenger RNA. The record is from the annotation of a GenBank genome assembly. NCBI's taxonomy places the organism in Eukaryota, Metazoa, Platyhelminthes, Trematoda, Strigeidida, Schistosomatidae.
AUGACUGAGGUUCAGUCGAGUGCUGGUGCAGAACAAAAGUAUGGGGGUGCUGAAGGGGCAGAUGCUAUGUAUGUAAAGCUCGUAUCGUCAGACGACCAUGAGUUCUAUGUCCGUCGAGAGCAUGCUCUUACGAGUGGUACCAUAAAAGCAAUGCUUUCAGGUCCAGGUCAAUUUCAAGAGAAUGAAACAAAUGUUGUACAUUUUCGUGAAAUACCAUCACAUGUAUUACAAAAAUUCAAGUGA